CAGAAGUAUUAUGUAUUUUAUGUUUGUUUGAUACAGUGUUGUCGUUUGCUCCUGGGAUGGUGUGUCUACUAGCUAGUUGUUGGAGAACAGAGGAAGUUUUGGCCUCACCUCCUGAAACUGGAUUUUGAGGGUUCAGCGAUGGAUUUUCACCAAUAACUUUAACCUUACUUUACAGUGUUCAUAUACUUGAUUCACUGUAUAGUUCUGCAGCAUGUUUCAUCGCCAUGGGAUGACCGGUUAGUGGAACUGUGGCUGUCAGUAAUUUUGCUGAAAUGUCCUGCAGGGUGGAAAUAUCUUACUAAGUGAUAGCACCUACAGUUGCAACAACUGUUUCAUAUCAGCGCAGUUACACAGCCAUGGGCUUCUUAUCGCCUCUGUGCAAGAUUUUGCGGAGGGGGAAAUAUUUUGUACUACUCCUUCUUUUGCUCUCAGUGCUCGCAUGGAUCGCAACUUUUUCAGGCGAAACAGUGAAACCUGGCCGGGUUUUCUCCGCCACACCACAAACUCUUGUCAAAGGAGACAGUCUGAGGGAUAAACUCAACACUUGGACAGAGGCACCCGAUCUCUUGAAUACUCCACCCCCGAAAGUAGAAUGCCCUCAGGAGUCACCGUUGCUGAAGGGAGCUCUGAAGCUGUCCUUUGAAUCCUCUCUGAAACUGAAGGAUGUGGUGAGUGACAACAAAGGAGUGACUGAAGGCGAGUACGAGCCCUCAGACUGCACAGCGAGGCAGAGUGUAGCAAUCCUCAUCCCUCAUCGCAGCAGAGAGAGACACCUCCUGUACCUGUUGCACCACCUGCACCCCUUUCUGCAGAGGCAGCAGCUACACUACGCCAUUUAUGUCAUCCAGCAGGCUGGUGAUGCAACGUUUAACCGUGCCAAGUUACUCAAUGUCGGGUAUUUGGAGGCACUGAAGGACUACAGUUGGGAGUGCUUCAUCUUCCAUGAUGUGGACCUGGUUCCUGAAAACGAUCACAACUUAUAUGUCUGUGACAAGCAGCCCAAACACUUGGUGGUUGGCCGGAACGCCACAGGAUACAAGCUGCGUUACAAAGGCUACUUUGGCGGAGUCACAGCUAUGACCAAAGAGCAGUUUCUUCAAGUGAAUGGAUUCUCAAACACUUACUGGGGUUGGGGCGGAGAAGAUGAUGACCUUCGCAUCAGAGUUGAGCUGCAGAAAAUGAAGAUUGUGCGGCCACCCGCUGAUGUAGCUCGCUACACCAUGGUGUUUCACAAACGGGACAGUGGCAAUGAAAUAAACAAAGACAGGAUGAGAUUGUUAGGACGAACACCGCAGGUAUGGAGAAAGGAUGGACUGAACAGCUGCUCAUAUAAGACUAUGUUGGUAGAGAGGCUCCCUCUUUAUGUGAAUGUGACUGUGGACAUUGGUAAGCCAUAGAGUUGAGAUUUUAAACCGUAAGCCUUGCUGUGACUACAAAAUAUUUUUAUAUAGUAUGUUUAGGCCAUUGAGUGCAGAAAAGCUACUAUGUGGUGUGUAAAAGACACCAUAUUAAGCACACAAAUGCACAUUGUUUUGAUUAGUUUACAUAUCAGACUUAAGAUGGCAACUACAUCUUUGCACAUUUUUGCAUACUUUCUGCCUUAAUUUCUUCAUAUUGUGACCAGCCUGUACAAAAAUUAAACCGUUUUUUCUUUCAAGUAAUGAUUGGCCUUGGUCAAAUAAAUAAGUUGCUGACAUCCAGCUGCCAGACUUCAAUUAAUUUAUGCAUAUGCCUCAUUAUUUGGCCUACAUUAUAUGGUACAGCAUAAAACAUGCCAAUAUUAUAUAAAAAAACAUGCACACAUUGACAAUGUGUAUUUUGUGUGCUUCAUUCUGUUGCAAUUACUUUUUCUUUAGCCCCUACACACAAGCAGGGCGGGACGUUUUUAAUAUUUCUAGUAGCACGUAGCAUGUAGAGACCUCAAAUAUUUCCCAGAAUUCUAAUCAGAUAGGCGAUAACUGAGAACACCCCUUCGGUGUGCAGAGCCUUGAAGAUUAAGUUAAUGUUUAGGUUUGAUUCAAGGCAAUGAAAUGUUUGAUAGCUUACUAGACGUGUUUCAUUGACACUGACAUGUUCAUAUCACAAACGUAGAAGUAGAAGAUCUGAUUUAAGUAGAUCCGUUCAUCAGAGUAAUGUGCAUUAAAGAUGCAGUAAUUGAUUUUGGAUUAGUAGAUGGCAGGACAAGGACAAAACAAACUAACAGCAACAGAGCCUUGAAAUACUAUUAGCUUAUAAGUUUAUAGCAAACUAAUGCCUACCCAUUACAGUACCUAUAUUUAUAAAAAAAAAAAAGUAUAAUCCCCUUUAGACUUGUCAUGGUUUAUUGUUUUACAGUAGAUGUAAUUAGUUUAUUUUAGACACAGAUCAAUAAAAAAAAUUUUAACAUCCAUUUUUUUUUUUAGGUCAAAUGCAUCUAUUUACGGUCAGUUUUUUUAACGAGACGACCACAGACAUAAAGCCGACAAUAUAAAGCAUCUGCGGUUUCUCGUGUUUGUUGAUGGAGGACAAUGUAAAUAAUAUUAAUUAAAUCCUAGUAAUCUUAAAUUGCUCAUUUUCGGAGGUCUUCUCAUCUAAAACUUGCCAGUAAUAUUACUGCUCUGUGUUAUAAAGUGAGUGCAUUAAAAAAAAGCAAACAUAAUUACUUUGAGUAUAGAAGGACAAUAUAGUUUUGCAUCAGUCAUACAGCACAUAGUCUCGCUUUGCCAGACCCUCCUCCAAAGCACGCUGGAGGAGAGUCUGGCUACUCCACAUAGCAUUCGGGGAUGGGAGGAAAACGUGCUCUGGUUUAUUGGCAAUUUUUUAAACCAAUCACAAUCGUCUUGUGCGGUGCUAGGCACCGGAGAAAAGCUGCGGUGCCGCUGCAAAAUAGGCUUGGAAGUACUUUGUUUUGGCGUAACGUGUAUGUUUAAAAGUUGUUUUAGUCGUGCAACAGAAAACUCAGAUUGGACAGAUAGUCUAGCUAGCUGUCUUGAUUUACCUUCCAGAGAUCUGAGAAAACGUGUAACCAUAGUCCCCAUAAAUCGACAAGAGUUUAAAAUGCCAUCACAAAGAAGGCCCAAGGGAAGGGAUAUCCGGCCUAAAUGAUUGAAAUCCGGCGGAUUUUCCGGCAGCAACGGAGCAAUCCUGGAAGUGGAACGCCGUUGAUAUAGACUAUACAGCACAUAACAGAGGAACUUUGUGUGCAGAAGGUGGAAAAACUGAAGGGAAAGCAAUAAUAAUAUAUGUAGGGCUGAUCAUAUCAAGUAAUAUUCAAUUGAAAUAUGUUAUUGUGAAAAUCUAUCAUAUUGAUAUUGGUCAACUAUUAGAAGUUCCUUUUUCUGCUCUUAGGAUUUGGUAGGCAUGGUAAACAUCUGCUCUUGAAUCUACUGUACCUACAUUAGUAUUAGUAUAUUUAGUAUUACACUAAAGAAAAGGCUUGUGCUGCCCUGUGCCAAAUGGCUUUAUUUCCAGAACUUAAUAACCUUGGCCAUCUUUGGAUGAACAGGGGUUUUGUCUAAAGUAGUUUUAUGAGCCAUAAUAAUGAUAUAUUAUUAUUAUUAUUAUACUUUUUAUAUAUAUAUAUAUAUAUAGGCCCUUACAUACUUGGUUUGUAAACUGGAAUUAAUGGGUGGUGGACUCUUAUUUAUUACCUUAACAUAUUUAGGAUAAUGGUAGUCUUUUGAGACCGAUCAGUAUAACUUCUUCUGUUAUCAUAUGUGAAGAAAUGUCGGUCUAGAAGAAUCUGCAUACUUAUGCUUUUGAUUAUUGCAUCCCUCCUAGAAAUCGUCAGAUACACUAAUAUCACAUUUGUUUAAAAAUUAUUAAUAAUUAUUGUUUUACUUAAUUUAUAUUUUAAGGGUAGUGUAGCUGCCGAUAUGUUACAACUUUUUUCUUUAUUUAUUUGACCAGCAAAUCUUACAUCUUUCAAGACUGAGCAAUAUUACUAACUACAAUGCCACUCCUCCUUUAUAUUUUCAUAUUCAUAACUGUUAGACUAGAGCUUCAUAAUAACUACAGGUUGCUCUAAAUGUCACCUUGUUGAUGAACUGAUCACUUUUAAAUCUGCAGUAUGCUGUAGCCAUUUUAAAGCUCUUGGGAGAUACAUUCAUGGUCGCAUCUCAAACAAAUGAAUGUUUUAGGGGUUGUUUUUCUACUCUGGGUUGAAAACCUUUACAUGUAAAAAUAUUGUUAAACUACACCUGUAAGAUUUUGUAAAAUGAUCAACAAAGAAAAUUGUGGUAAUAUUGUAGCAUCAAACAUUUUACUGACAUUUUUUAUUUGUAUUUGUACUUAAUAUGAAUCAUUGCAUAACAAAGUGAAGCAGAGGGUGUCAUUUAGUUGAUUUGUUUUGAAUGUUUGUAUGUUGAUUUUGGAAGGAUUUGUCAUGUUUUGUGUUGAUGGGAUAACCCAGCUCAUGUCAGAGAAGGAGAUUAUGCAUUUCACUUUUAAUAUGAUUAUUUUCUCUUUAAAACACAAUAAAUAGUAUUUUUAUUAUGAA
Messenger RNA from Perca fluviatilis (European perch), 4477 nucleotides. It is a transcript of the gene b4galt4, whose product is annotated as UDP-Gal:betaGlcNAc beta 1,4- galactosyltransferase, polypeptide 4. The record is from RefSeq and is a predicted model, not a curated record. The coding region runs from base 357 to 1397 and encodes 346 amino acids. Gene Ontology annotation, biological process: carbohydrate metabolic process. Gene Ontology annotation, molecular function: glycosyltransferase activity. The transcript has 7 exons. Lineage: Eukaryota; Metazoa; Chordata; Actinopteri; Perciformes; Percidae.